Messenger RNA from Calliphora vicina (urban bluebottle blowfly), 675 nucleotides. RefSeq lists its product as uncharacterized. Lineage: Eukaryota; Metazoa; Arthropoda; Insecta; Diptera; Calliphoridae. The coding region runs from base 1 to 675 and encodes 224 amino acids. The record is from RefSeq and is a predicted model, not a curated record. The transcript has a single exon.
AUGGAUAUCAUAACCAACAUUAUUGAAGAUGGCAUAUAUAAAAGAGAUGGUAUUUUGGCUCAAUCCACAAUCUUUGGAUGGAUUUUAUCAGGUGUCAUACAUAAAAAGGAGAAUCCUAGAAAAGUUAUAGUAGCAGUUACGAACUUGGAGCGAUUUUGGGAGCUGGAAGAACUACCUACAAAUUCCGAAGACUACGAAGAAGAUAAACUAUGUUUAGACCUCUUCAAGGAAACCACCGAAGUAGACGGUGACAAUAGAAUUGUAGUUAAUCUACCUAUUAAAAAGGAUGACAAUGAACUUGGUGACUCCAGAAAACAGGCGCUAGCAAGACUUCUAUCACUGGAAAGAAAACUAGAAGCAAAUCCAAAGUUGAAGGAAGACUACCAUAAAUUCAUGAAGGAGUAUCUACAGCUUGGUCAUAUGGAGAAAGUAAAUAUAGCGAACAGUGGUAAAUAUUAUUUACCUCACCAAGCAGUUAUAAGAGAAGGCAGUCUGACUACAAAAUUGAGAGUAGUGUUCGACGCAUCCGCAAAGACGUCAAAUGGAAAAAGCCUAAAUGAUGUCAUGCAUAUCGGUCCUAGGCUACAAAAUGACAUCUUUGAUAUUCUUACCAAAUGGAGGCUGUGGAAGUUCGUAAUUAUAGCAGAUGUUGAGAAAAACUGGUGUAGUAGAUAA